AUUGGAUAUCUCAGUGAUUAUUUCAACUAUUUCCUUCUUUCUAUUUUCAAAUUUUGUCUUUUUCCUUCACAGAACUCACAGAAGCUGGAGUUGCCCAGUCCCCCAGAUAUAAGAUCACAGAGAAAAGGCAGGCUGUGGCUUUUUGGUGAAGGCUCUGGGGCCCAGGCAGGGAGAAUGAGGUCUCAGAAUGACUCCCUUGAGAGCCCUGUUCCCCGUUCAUCAACACACAGACCCAGAAGACUCCUCUGUCCUGCAGCACCUGCCAUGAGCAUUAGCCUCCUGUGCUGUGCGGCCUUUUGUCUCCUGUGGGCAUGUCCAGUGACUGCUGGUGUCACUCAGACCCCAAAAUUCCAGGUCCUGAAGACAAGACAGAGCAUGACGCUGCAGUGUACCCAGGAUAUGAACCAUGACUACAUGUACUGGUAUCGACAAGACCCAGGUAUGGGGCUGAGGCUGAUUCAUUACUCAGUUGAUGAAGGUACCACUGCCAAAGGAGAAGUCCCUGAUGGCUACAAUGUCUCCAGACCAAACAGAGAGGGUUUUCUGCUCAGGCUGGAGUCAGCUGCUCUCAACCAGACAUCUGUGUACUUCUGUGCCAGCAGUGACUCCACAGUGCUGCAAGGCCGUCUCCUCUCUGCACAUAAAGGCAGGGAGGCUCUGCCCUCCUCCCCACCCCAGACUCAGGGAUGCCCUGGGCAGAGUCUCUGCACCAGGAACCGUGGAACCCCGAGUGGCCCGGGCAGUGUGAGCCUGGGCCUGUGCCAGGUGCCUCUGCAGGCAGUCUCAGCCAGGCCUGGACGGGUCGCAGGCCCUCAGAUGUCUCCUUUGUUGCUUUCCCUGUUCUUUCCUCUAAGCUGUCCUUUUGGGGUGGGGCCACUCCCCAGCUCUUACUUUUUUUCUCAUCAUCCUGAGUCCGAGGCCCCCAAGAUGAAGCAGGAUUUGUAUUUCAGAUCCAUCUUGACCAGUCAGUCAAGAUAGUGGUUAAAAAUAACCAUUAGCUCAAUUGUCAUUCUCCUUCA
Molecule: messenger RNA, 1019 nt
Organism: Cebus imitator (Panamanian white-faced capuchin)
Lineage: Eukaryota; Metazoa; Chordata; Mammalia; Primates; Cebidae
Exons: 3
Coding region: 175-978 (267 amino acids)
Biological process (GO): cell surface receptor signaling pathway
Cellular component (GO): plasma membrane
Source: RefSeq, a predicted model, not a curated record